Molecule: messenger RNA, 1789 nt
Organism: Anoplopoma fimbria (sablefish)
Lineage: Eukaryota; Metazoa; Chordata; Actinopteri; Perciformes; Anoplopomatidae
Product: ankyrin repeat and SOCS box protein 9-like
Exons: 7
Coding region: 169-1071 (300 amino acids)
Biological process (GO): protein ubiquitination; positive regulation of protein catabolic process; intracellular signal transduction
Molecular function (GO): protein binding
Source: RefSeq, a predicted model, not a curated record
CACAGCACCAAGACCAGCCACAAAAACACUGAAAACAGAUGAGGACCAAAUGUGUUUCAGAUGUCUUUUGACUUUGGGUGGCGCGCACAGUUCAGCCUCUGUUGCAAAAAACCCAUGAGGCAAAACAACCCGGCCAUAAAAACAGCUUUUUGGACGACACUGUGAAGUAUGUCUGCCAGACACAAAGAGACUCCCCGAGACACUACAUGUCAAAGUGGAGCUGCAGUUUUUUUCUCAAACUCUUUGAUGAGUGAUUCUGAAUCAGACUGGUCCCCAAUACACGAUGCUGCCUUAAAUGGACGUGUCCUCACUCUGCAGAGACUCAUUGCUCAGGGUACAUGUGUUAAUCUGAACACUCUGGACCAGGUUUCUCCCCUCCAUGGAGCAUGUUUACAAGGUCACGUGGCUUGCGCCAAGCUUCUGGUGGAAAACGGUGCAAAUGUCAACAGUUCAACGAUUGAUGGACAAACUCCCCUGUCAGAGGCUUGUGCCCGCGGUCAUGUGACCUGCGUAUCGCUGCUCCUUCAAAAUGGGGCAACUCCCCUGGGAACAACCCAAACCAGCUCUGCAAUCCACAGGGCUGCAGCCAAAGGUCAUUCAGAGUGCAUCGAGCCUCUUGUUCAGCACGGUGCCGACGUAGAUCAGUAUAUCGCCCAAUUAGGGUUCCCGCUCCACGUCGCCUGCUCAAAUCAGCAUCUGAGUUCUGUGAGGAAACUGCUUCAACUGGGUGCCAGUGUGAACAGCAGUGUGUCUGGUGACUCGCCGCUGCACAUCGCUGCCAGUCUGUCCAGCCCUGAGAUGGUGUCAGUCCUGCUUGACCACGGGGCCGACCGCUGCCUCAGGAACUCAGAGGGCAAACAGCCUCUGGACCUCGCACCACCCAACAGCCUGGUGGAGAGGCUGUUGAGACAAGCAGGAGGAGCGUCUCCUCUCAUGCAGCUGUGCCGGCUCUACAUCAGGAGAACUGUGGGCAAGCAGAGACUGUGUGGGAUUCACGACCUUCACCUUCCUACAGAAGUGAAACAGUAUCUUCUCUACCAAUCAGACCCAGGGGGAGAUCUAAUGCACUGAAUAACUUAGCCUUUCCAUGUCUGGUUCUGAGCAGUUAACUUCCAGGUCAGUAGGGGGUGUAGUUGCAUAAUCUUGCAGUGAGAAGACUUCAUCAUGGCUCACGGUUGUGGUUGUAAUUAACUCCAGUUCUCUUAGUGACAGAUCUCUGUAAACAAACUGAUUCUCAGGAUCAAUCUGGACUUUUAUGUGAAAACUUGGAGCGAGUUUUUAUCAUUAAGUAUUUAUAAACCAUAAAUGACAUGCAUAUUAAAAAUGAAAAUAUGGGCUCAAACGUUGCAUCAUUAAUGUUAAAUAAGGUUAACAUUCUGAAACAAUAUUCUUAAGAUUACAGAGGCCUCCGUAUUCAGCUAAUAUUUUAUAUAUUGUAGUUUUUGUUUGUUGAAACUGAAGAUUCUGUUUUUGAUGAUUUACCUCUUUUAUUUUUUCCUUCAGACCUUUGUCAAAUCUUAUCCAUACCUGGGAGAUGUUGUCCCCACAGACUUCUUGAAAAUAAUGAAUGUUGUUCGGUACUUGUAUCUGUCAUAUGUAGCUGGAUGGCUGCUAAGUAACAAUGACUUCAGUCAGAGAUAUGAGUGUAGAUAACAUGUAACUAUGAGUCAGCAUCCACUCACACAAACUACCAGAGGUUUGUGUGAGUUUAUUUAUUUUACCUCUUCCAUCAUGUUUUUAAUUUCAUAUAAAAUUUCUGUUCUAAUUUUGUUUCAAGUGUUGCUUUUGA